AGAGUGGUACGCACAAUUUCCUGGCUGAACAACCCAGGCUAAUACUUAUACAGAGCAAGCAUUGACUACCCUAGAGGUUGACAGACCAGCAAGGAUGACAACCUGAGCGGACUCACCCUUCAUUCCCCAGCCCCCUGGUGUGAUGCCAACAAGAGUCUGAAAGGAAACCCGGCAUUCAGCAGAGCAGCACUUUCUCUUCCCGGCCCCGGCGUCGGCAGUGGUCCCAGGGGCCAGGAGGAUGGAGCCAAGCUUGCUGAUGUGGAGGUUCUUCGUAUUCAUCGUGGUACCUGGCUGCAUGACAGAGGUUUGUCACGAUGACCCUCCGAGUCUCAGAAACGCCAUGUUCAAGGUCCUCAGGUACAAGGUGGGCACCAUGAUAAACUGCGACUGCAAGACAGGCUUCCGCAGAGUGUCAGUCGUCAUGCGCUGCGCGGGGAACUCCAGCCACUCUGCCUGGGAAAACAGAUGCCUCUGCAACAGCAUCUCCCCUGCCAAGAACCCAGUAAAACAAGUCACUCCUGGACCCAAAGAACAGAAUGAAAGAAAACCCACAGACGUGCAGAGCCAAACGCAGCCCCCGGAGCAAGCUGACCUUCCAGGUCACUGCAAGGAGCCGCCACCAUGGGAACAUGAACGUGAACCUUUAAAGAGAGUAUAUCAUUUCAUCCUGGGGCAGACAGUUCAUUACCAGUGCGCCCAGGGAUUCAGGGCCCUACAGACUGGUUCUUCUGAAAGCACCUGCACGUUGAUCAACGGGGAGAUAAAGUGGACCAGGCCCAGCCUCAAGUGCAUAAGUGAAGGGGCGAAUGGUCAGGUUCCAGAUGACAUAGAGCCUUGGGAGAGCACGGAAGCUCCCCCUGGGAGUGGAACUUUCUUAACAACCAGGACGGCAGGGACCACAGAUUUCCAGAAGCCCACAGAAGAGGUUGCAACAUUGGAUACGUUCAUAUUUACCACCGAGUAUCAGAUCGCAGUGGCCGGCUGCAUCCUCCUGCUCGCCAGUGUCCUCCUCCUGAGCUGCCUCACCUGGCGGCGGAGAUGGAAGAAGAACAGAAGGACAAUCUAGAAAACCAAGGGCCGGAAGAAGUCAAGAACAGCCCACAAAUGUCAUGGAUCACAAUCAAAAUCAAAGAAGCUAAACACUCAUCCAAGAGGCAUCUCCUGAUCCGGUGGGCUCUGGAAAGCUCUGAAGUCACAUAGCAGAACACCGGGCAACUGCAACCCCAUCGUGAAGCCAAUUCUGUAGCAUCAACCCUUGAGGUUGACCUGUGUCUAGGCAGCAAGUCCAAGGUUGCUGGAGGAACGGAGAAGGACAACCAGAACUCUUGGUCCUGUUUUCAUGUAUAUGUGUUCACCAGACCACAAGUAGCAUAGAGCUUUCUCCACACCAUGUAGAGUAUAAAGAAGAGUAGCUUCAUGCUAAGAGCAUCUCAACUUCCCAGAUUAGAAAUCCCAAGGGAAGACCUAGCACUGAUGUAAAUAGACACACACGCUCUCUGCAUCCACAUAAGUCCUUUCCCAGCCUCUGGUUGACCAGCCCACUCUCCUGCUCAUAUGCCCCUCAAAUGAAGACUUUUGACCUUAGCCCAAUCCUCCAAGCUAGCCCCCUCUACUGAAUCUUCCAGUUCGAGUUUCUAAAGAACAGAUUCCCUGGGGGAGCAGUCUUUAGGUGACCGCAGAAGACAGCAAGCAAACCCAUGGAACUGUCGAGCUUCAGAGUUUGAAGGGAUUUCACUGGAGUUCAUGCUGGGAGAAGUGGGAGAAGCUGGGUCCCAGGUAAUGGGUUAUCCUUGACAUGUAGCUUCAGCUGUUUGUGACUGGCUGUUCUAAGAGUGUUUUCUCUGGGAUUGCUAUAAAUGAUGCUCUUGGCUGCCACAAA
This is a messenger RNA of Dama dama (fallow deer), 1879 nucleotides long. RefSeq names its product interleukin 2 receptor subunit alpha (gene IL2RA). Gene Ontology annotation, biological process: inflammatory response. The transcript is spliced from 8 exons. Gene Ontology annotation, molecular function: interleukin-2 receptor activity; interleukin-2 binding. The coding region runs from base 239 to 1066 and encodes 275 amino acids. The record is from RefSeq and is a predicted model, not a curated record. NCBI's taxonomy places the organism in Eukaryota, Metazoa, Chordata, Mammalia, Artiodactyla, Cervidae.